CGGAAUUCUUUGUCGCUUCCCCUUCUCCGGUGAAAUCCUUCGCCUUUACGUUUACGGUGAUAACGAUCCCCCUCCCUUGGUCAGUUGAGGAGUUUAGAUUUCGUCAGGACCCAUCAGAUUUGGGCAACUGAUGCUCUUUUUGUUUAGUCCCAUUUGGUUGAUUCGUUCGUGACUGGAAAACUCAUUUCAAGUUAGUUUUUUAUGGAAACUCUAGAAAACAUAGCUUUAGAGAUUUUUCUCCUUAUCCUUUACGUGCACAAGAUUGGAAUUUAAGAGUAAUUGUUUGGUUUUGUUUAGGUGGCAUGUAAAGUUCCCUUUUUGAUUUCGAGUUUUCCCAUUUGGCCCUCUAAUCAUGGAAAGGAAUAUUGAUAUGUAUUAGAAUUAGAUUUCUUGUUAUUGACGCUUUCACUUCAUCUGGAUUGAGGAGACUCUCUUCGCUUUGCGUGCAGCGAGGUAGUAUUCGAUAUGUAAAUUCGUUGAUUCCUGUUCGUUAAUGAAAUAUAGUGAUAUUUAUAUACUCCUUUUGAAGCAUGUUGGCUGUGGUGUAAACCAUCUUCCAUUGGACGAAUCUUCGUUUAUUGCUAGUAAUGUUUUUUGGGUGCAGUGUUGGUUGGUUUAUGAUUUUGCUAUUAUGAACUGGUGCAGCAUCUUGAGCUAUGCUGCACUUGUGCAUGUGCACAGUUAAACAGACUUUUAGUAUAGCUCCUCUGCAAAAGAAAAUUUUUAGUAUGUCAAGUUUUGUGGGGAUUUGCUCGCAUUAUCUAUCCGUUCUUUUCCAUUCAUUGUGUUAGGAUUGCUUCUACUAUGUCUUGUCAACAGCAGUGCUAUGCCUAAUGUAAUGCAUGCUUUUGUUAUAGUCAUUCCUGUUGUUGGAUAAUUUUCCUAUGCUUUUCUUGGAGUCAGAAUUGUUAGUUGAUUCUGAGAUGAUAAUCUUAUAAACAUAUCACCACACGUACUAUAUGUUUAGUAGCCUACACCAUAUACAUUCGUCUAAUUCUGAUACUUCUUGUUAGGGAAGUAUUUCAUGUUUCCAUGAAGAUUCCGAAAUGAAGGAUAAAGACAAUUUGUGGAUGGAAAGAAACGGUAGUUAUGGACUAUAUCUUCAUCAUUACCUCUUCUACCAACCACCUCAGUAGAGAACUUCCCUGAGCCUCACAACAGGUCUCAGUUGAGGCCGUUAAAAAACAAUCUGCUGUCUCCUCAACAUAGAUCAUUUGUUUCUGAUAGUGGGAUCGUUGGAUCUUUGCAUUCAUCCUCUUGCAGGCUUUCUUCAGAAUAUCAUGGAUCUUCUUUGUCACUUCAAAUGAGGCAUCCUCCAGUUGCUACACAAUCACCAAAAGUUGGUCUCUAUGCAUUCAUCUAAAUUUUUAUAUACAGGAACACUUCAACCUAUGAUGACUAAUUUUUUCGAGAGAGACUACCAAAAUAAAUUUGUCUCCAGAUACACUUCAUGAUACUCUUGAUUAUCCAGACAAUAAUUUUUCUUUGAGCAAUCAAAUAUUAGGAAAUUCCACCAUGGUCUCUAAUGAUCCUAGUAAGCAAAAGGAGUGGUGGGCAGAUAUAAUAGAUGAAGAUUGCAGGGAAACUGCUGUUGAAUCUCAGCCAAAGUUGUUGUAUAGGUUGUACACCCAACAUCAUCCCAAUCGUCAUCUAGUUUAUCAGUGCACCAGCCACCAAUCCAUCAUUCUGUUCCAUCCAAUUCAGGAGAGAUUUGUGCUGUCACUAGUGCAGCCAAGCCACGCAUGCGCUGGAAUCCUGAGCUCCAUGAAUGCUUUGUAAAUGCUGUCAAUCAGCUUGGUGGUAGUGAAAAAGCCACUCCGAAAGGUGUACUAAAGCUCAUGAAAGUUGAAGGCUUGACAAUAUACCAUGUGAAGAGCCACCUGCAGAAAUAUAGAACAACUCGGUACAGGCCAGACUCAUCAGAGGGGCCAUCCAACAAGAAGACUACUUUGAAAGAAGAAUUGCCUUCUCUAGACCUCAAGACUGGAACACUAUGGUGUCAAGACACUGAACAACUCAAAGUCAGAACUUGGAAAAGUUUUGAUCUCACUGAAGCUCUCCGGCUCCAGGUGGUUGUCCAAAAACAGCUUCAUGAGCAACUUGAGAUUCAGAGAAAUCUGCAGCAGAGAAUUGAAGAGCAAGGAAGAUUUCUUCAGAUGAUUCUUGAGAAGCAAUGCAAGUCGAACAUUGACAAACUCCAGAUUACUUCUACUGUGGAAGGACUAUCAACCACAACCUCUGAUAUAAUGCAUUCAAUUGACACGUUUGAACUCCCAAAGAAUGAUCGACACAUUGCUGGAAGUAGCAACGGCAGUGCAGACACAAAAGAGGGCUCAUGGCAAGUCGGUAUCAGGCAUAAGAUACCUGAAGCUGAACCUUCAGCCGAGAAAGAAGCAGAUUCUGUUGAUGGCUCCCAUUCUUCAGCCUGCAAGCCUGCAAAAGGCCAGGUUGGGGAGACAAAAACACCACCAUGAGUUCGUGACUAAUUAUUGUAAGAUCUUUCAUAUGGCUUUGUUGAGUAUCAUUAAUCAUCAGAUGAUCAUUAACCAUUGUACUGUCCUGAAUUAUGUUAGUAUUGUGUUUAGGGUCAGAUAACUUAAGUCUAGGGAAGCGAGUAUCAUCAAUCAUCACUGUUGUUCAUACUCAUUGUACUGUCCUGGAUCAUGCAAGUAUAGUAUUCUGGAGCACAA
Musa acuminata AAA Group (dessert banana) is the source of this 2690-nucleotide messenger RNA. Its product is annotated as protein PHOSPHATE STARVATION RESPONSE 1-like. The transcript is spliced from 9 exons. Bases 1743 to 2474 code for a protein of 243 amino acids. Gene Ontology annotation, molecular function: DNA-binding transcription factor activity; DNA binding. Lineage: Eukaryota; Viridiplantae; Streptophyta; Magnoliopsida; Zingiberales; Musaceae. The record is from RefSeq and is a predicted model, not a curated record.